Messenger RNA from Cokeromyces recurvatus, 357 nucleotides. RefSeq lists its product as uncharacterized. NCBI's taxonomy places the organism in Eukaryota, Fungi, Mucoromycota, Mucoromycetes, Mucorales, Mucoraceae. The transcript has 3 exons. The record is from RefSeq and is a predicted model, not a curated record. Bases 121 to 324 code for a protein of 67 amino acids.
AUUAGAAUUAAAAUACUUAUUUGAUCAUCAUGAUGUGUACUAUAUAUACAGUAAACUAUUCUUGGAUGACUAUAGUGUAUGGAUUCAGCAUUCAAAGUAAUGUAAAUCAAUUCUAUUUACAUGAAGCAUAUAUCAAACAUUUUUUUUUUUUUUUUUAGCGAAAACGUGUUGAGAACUUUAGCACAUGAACUUCAUCAUUUUAAAGUGAAUAAAAGUGAUUUAGGCUGGGAUUUAAACGAGUUGGAACAGAUAGCUGAACAUAUGAAAACAAUGGAAGAAGAUAGUAAUGAACAGGAUAUGCAAAGAGCAGAGUUAAUACUCUAAAUUAGAUUAUAUAUGUAUUAUGUUCAUCUGCUU